Molecule: messenger RNA, 402 nt
Organism: Glycine soja
Lineage: Eukaryota; Viridiplantae; Streptophyta; Magnoliopsida; Fabales; Fabaceae
Product: NAC domain-containing protein 83-like
Exons: 2
Coding region: 1-402 (133 amino acids)
Biological process (GO): regulation of DNA-templated transcription
Molecular function (GO): DNA binding
Source: RefSeq, a predicted model, not a curated record
AUGGAGCUGGUUCUGCAAUACUUGAAGCGCAAGGUCUUCUCCUGCCCUUUGCCAGCCUCUAUCAUUCCUGAGCUUCAUGUUUGCAAGUCUGAUCCUUGGGAUUUGCCAGGUGAUUUGGAGCAAGAGAGAUACUUCUUUAGCACCAAAGUGGCCAAAUAUCCCAACGGAAAUCGCUCCAACAGAGCCACAAAUUCGGGUUAUUGGAAGGCAACUGGUUUGGACAAACAAAUUGUUACUUCAAAAGGGAACAACCAAGUUUUCGAAAUGAAUAAGACACUUGUUUUCUGCAGAGGCAAGCCUCCUUAUGGAUCCAGAACUGAUUGGAUCAUGCACGAGUAUCGCCUCAUCCUUAACGGCUCUCAGUCUAAGGUGAGGCCAAACAAACUUCUACUAUUUAUGUAA